Molecule: messenger RNA, 1314 nt
Organism: Cyclocybe aegerita
Lineage: Eukaryota; Fungi; Basidiomycota; Agaricomycetes; Agaricales; Hemipholiotaceae
Source: the annotation of a GenBank genome assembly
AUGAGCACAAAUCCCCUAGUUAUCCCACCGCCAUCUGACAUUUCGCCCAUUUCGAGCCUCCUCACUACCAACGAUCCACCGGAGCCGCAUGAAGAAGCUAUCGCACACCAGAUCAUCGACUCUUCGAAGACGCGCAUCUUGAAGUGCGACGAACUCAUAAAAACUCUCAACACGCCAACUGGGCAACUCAACGAGGUGCUGGCGAGUCUCAAGUCUCGGCGCGCAGAGUAUGUAAGCUACGCACAGCUGCACAGAAACGUGGUUGGAAACAUCCGUCGUCUCCCAUCGGACAUCCUGUUGGAGAUCUUCUUCGACAUUGUUACAGAUCGUUGGCAGCAUGGUAUCUGGAGGGUCAUCGAAGAAAAAUACUUUCCUUAUGUCAUGCCCUCUCCAUUCUUCAAGCAGCCCCCAUCCUCGAAGAAUGUGAUUUCACCCUAUCUCAGCAUCCUCACCCCAAUCUUCCGCCGCCUUUCUCUCACAGAUCUUUGUCCAGGCUUCAUAUUGAUUCACCAGAACCAGAAGCUCUCUGUGGGAAUCUUUGUUUUGGAUCUCGGAAUCAUCUCCGACUUCAUCAAGCGCUCGUCUUGCAGACUUACCUUUCUCUGCCUCCCCAACGCCUAUGAUCCACCAAAUUAUCCCGCCAGCGCCGUUCAUCACCUCCUCUCCCUCGUACCUGACGUGGUUGACCUCUGUCUUCCCUUUUCUGCAGCCUUCCUCUGGACUACUCUUACAUCAAUGCCAUCACUUGUCCCCCAACUGCGCCAUCUUUAUCUCGCAGGUGAGAGUGGCGAUCCAACAGCUGCCGAACAAGCCAUUCGCGAGAUGACUGUAGCCGUAGCCAAAGGAGAUUUACCCACUCUCGAAACAAUGAUAUUGCGCUCUUGGGGCCUGCCGCUUUCCGAAAUGAUUUAUCCAUCGUCAAAUGAAACCAUAUAUGAAAAGUUGCUUGACCAAUGGCUCGACAAGCUCUGGAAGGUGCUCAUUUUUCUCCACCCUGCUUAUCAAAGCGAUGGUCAGAUUGUUGAUGUCGAUUAUCUCAACCACACACUGUCCCUAAUUGAAUCCCAACAGGAUAUUCCACCUCUAUACCUAUGUCAAGGGUAUGGUGAAGAAGCCAUCCCUAGGGUUAAGCAAAUAUUGGAGAGACUGCCGGAUGACCUCUUCACGCAUCUGGGGUGGAUGGAAAAUGAGGCCGGAGAAUUUUUCGUGUAUGGACAACGCCAGGGGUCCGUGCGUGUUGAGCUUGACGGUCCUCGGGAAGCCAAUCGAUUUGCCUCGUUUGCGUUUGCAGAGGAUGGACGGAUUGUGGUAUAA